Messenger RNA from Chrysochloris asiatica (Cape golden mole), 714 nucleotides. RefSeq names its product neural retina leucine zipper (gene NRL). NCBI's taxonomy places the organism in Eukaryota, Metazoa, Chordata, Mammalia, Afrosoricida, Chrysochloridae. Gene Ontology annotation, molecular function: RNA polymerase II cis-regulatory region sequence-specific DNA binding; DNA-binding transcription factor activity, RNA polymerase II-specific. The transcript has 2 exons. Bases 1 to 714 code for a protein of 237 amino acids. Gene Ontology annotation, cellular component: nucleus. Gene Ontology annotation, biological process: regulation of transcription by RNA polymerase II. The record is from RefSeq and is a predicted model, not a curated record.
AUGGCACUGCCCCCCAGCCCCCUGGCCAUGGAGUAUGUCAAUGACUUUGACUUGAUGAAGUUUGAGGUAAAGCGGGAGGCCCCUGAGAGGCAAUCUGGACUCUUCAUGGCCUCACUAGGCUCCACACCUUACAGCUCAGUGCCUCCUUCUCCCACCUUCAGUGAGCCAGGGGUGGUGGGGACCACCGAGGGCCCCCGGCCAGGCCUGGAGGAGCUGUACUUGUUGGCCACCCUGCAGCAGCAUCUGGGGACUGGGGAGACACUGGGGCUGAGUCCUGAGGAGGCUGUGGAACUGCUGCAGGGUCAGGGUCCAGUCCCUGCUGAGGGGGCCCAAGGCUACUACCCAGGGAUCCCAGAGGAGACAGCAGCCGAAUGUGACCAGCUGCUGGAGUGGUUUUCAGACGCAUCGUUGGUGUCGAUGUCUGUGCGGGAGCUCAAUCGGAAGCUACGGGGCUGCGAACGCGACGAGGCUCUGCGGCUGAAGCAGAGGCGCCGCACGCUGAAGAACCGCGGCUACGCACAGGCCUGUCGCUCCAAGCGGCUGCAGCAGCGGCGCGGGCUGGAGGCCGAGCGUGCCCGCCUGCAUGCCCAGCUGGACGCCCUGCGGGCCGACGUGGCCCGCCUGGUUCGGGAGCGCGACUUCUACAAAGCUCGCUGUGACCGACUGACUUCGAGCGACACGGGGUCCGGGGACCACGUCCACUUCUUCCUCUAA